AUGAAUACGUCAGAAGAACGGUUUGAAGAAAAGUUUCUUCAACUGCUGCUCGAAUCUGAUGAAGAAAGCGAAGGACAUGGUCAGGAUGAGUCCGCAGAAGAAUCGCAACGACAAGACGAGGAUCCUGACUUCGAAAGUGAAUCGGAAUCUGGUGAUGAACCUGAAAUGUCCUGGUCAACAACUACAUCAACUCAUGACCGAUGGAUUUCCACACGAGACAAAGGGACGCUUGAGAAGGCGGAGCACAUGGUAAUCGGAUGGAGCAACGUUCUCGGAGUACGACUGAUGAACAGUCUGGGACCAAGCGAGGCCUGUGCAUUCCUAACAGUUCGUCAUCGUGCAAAAGUAAUUUUGGAUCUUCUCAAUGACGAUGAUAAAUUACGCGCUCAGAGGAAAAAGAUGAAAUCUGAUAACAAAGAUCGCUACCAGGGCUACACGUCAAAUGAUAUGCGAAUGGGCUGUGUUGCGGCCAACAACUGUAGUUACAUAGACAACUAUGGCGAUGAAUGGAAAGGCGAUAUUAGUGGCAACUAUAUGAAUAAGUCAGCAUACGACAGUAGCAGAAGUGAUCCCUCGUCGAAGGAAGUGAAUUCUUUCCAAUUUUCCGAUGAAACAAGAAUAGGAUCGACUUCACCUGAGUUGGGAUUUCGACAGGAGCCUGCUCCUGAUGAGGACUUCGGUGAAUUUGUCUGGGCUCACCCUGAUGUACGACCAAUUGCUAUUACGCAAGCAAUAGUGUCAAUUUUGUCAGAAAUCGCAAGGACUGGUGCACCUGAUAUUCCUGCCCUCCCUCCACCUGUUCCUCUUUUUGCGUCGACUGGAACAAAAUCUUCUGCGUCUGUCAAUCUUAUUGGGCUAGAUACAGCUGAGGUACAGUUAUCUCCAAUAAGACCAGUACUUCAUUUAUCCGACGGUGGAAUGGAAUCUUCCGAGAAAUCCGCCCCUUCUAAUGCAUUUUUCGAGUCUUAUUCUUCGGCCCGAAUCAAGCCCGACGUGGCCUUCCGUGAGGAUUGGACAACGACUCGAACAUUGCUCGAAUCUUCUGGACCCAAAUCUUCAUUCGACUACACCAUAUCUGAUUCAUUUUCUGCUCCGACUCCUCUUCCAUUGAUGACGUCCACACCUCUCUUCUCUUCUGCCCAUGUGAGUUCUCUCUUUGGAGAUCAUGGAAUUAUUCUUCUGUACUUAAUGGUAAGUGCCAGAAAACUGUAG
Molecule: messenger RNA, 1212 nt
Organism: Haemonchus placei
Lineage: Eukaryota; Metazoa; Nematoda; Chromadorea; Rhabditida; Trichostrongylidae
Source: the annotation of a GenBank genome assembly